Messenger RNA from Choloepus didactylus (southern two-toed sloth), 933 nucleotides. RefSeq names its product olfactory receptor 10J1-like. The transcript has a single exon. Gene Ontology annotation, molecular function: olfactory receptor activity; G protein-coupled receptor activity. Gene Ontology annotation, cellular component: membrane. The record is from RefSeq and is a predicted model, not a curated record. NCBI's taxonomy places the organism in Eukaryota, Metazoa, Chordata, Mammalia, Pilosa, Megalonychidae. The coding region runs from base 1 to 933 and encodes 310 amino acids. Gene Ontology annotation, biological process: G protein-coupled receptor signaling pathway.
AUGAAGAAAGAGAACCACACAUUGGUGAAUGAGUUUGUUUUCCAGGGUUUCUCCAGCUUGCAUGAAUACAAGCUCAUGCUCUUUUUUGUAUUUCUGAUAUUGUACCUUUUAACCUUGGUUGGCAAUGUCAUCAUUGUCACCAUUAUCAGCAUUGAUCACCACCUUCACACCCCCAUGUACUUCUUCCUUAGUAUGCUGUCUACUUCAGAGACUGUGUACACACUGGUUAUUGUACCACAGAUGCUCUCAAGCCUCAUUGGCCUGAGUCAGCCCAUCUCUUUGGCUGGCUGUGCUACCCAAAUGUUCUUCUUUAUCACUUUGGCUAUCAACAACUGCUUUCUGCUCACAGCAAUGGGAUAUGAUCGGUAUGUAGCCAUCUGCAACCCCUUGAGGUACAUGGUCAUCAUGAACAAAAGAGUGUGUGCCCAGCUGGUGUUGGGCGCCUUCAGCAUUGGGCUGCUUGUGGCCAUAAUUCAGAUUUUCUCUGUGUUCAGGUUGCCCUUUUGUGACAGGCAGGUGGCCCAUUAUUUCUGUGACAUCCUCCCAGUUAUAAAACUCUCCUGUGUUGACACCACCCUACAUGACAUCAUUAACUUUAUCAUCAGCUCGCUGGUUAUUGUGGUACCCAUGGCUUUGGUCUUCUUCUCCUAUAUCCUCAUCAUCUCCACCAUCCUCAAAAUUGCCUCUGCUGAGGGCCGGAAGAAGGCCUUUGCAACUUGUGCCUCUCACCUCACCGUGGUCAUCAUCCACUAUGGCUGUGCCUCCAUAGCCUACCUCAAGCCCAAAUCAGAGAACACCAGGGAUCAGGAUCAGCUGAUUUCAGUGACUUACACUGUUUUUACUCCUCUCCUUAAUCCUCUUGUGUAUACUCUGAGGAACAAGGAGGUCAAGGGUGCCCUUCACCGCGCCAUUGUCAAAAAACUUCUUGCCUAG